Molecule: messenger RNA, 1332 nt
Organism: Cotesia congregata
Lineage: Eukaryota; Metazoa; Arthropoda; Insecta; Hymenoptera; Braconidae
Source: the annotation of a GenBank genome assembly
AUGUUUAAAUUUUUGAUGAUAGUAUCAACAACAGUAUUAAGCAUCGUAUUAUCCCAUCCGUUCAACGCGUGCAUCGGAAAAUGUCCACAGUCAAAAAAUUCAUUUGAAAUUCCGACUCUGCUGGCUCAUCAAGAUUGCACUAAGUAUUGUUUUUGCAAUGACGGAUGUCCUACGGUUAAAACCUGCCCGGGAAAUUUUCACUUCAGCAUGGACGAGCGCGUGUGUUUGCCAAUUGAAUUAGCCAAGUGCGAUGAUCGUAGAAACUGCUUAGGAAUGUGCCCGAUUAUUUAUAACACCCACAAUGUAUUAAUUUUGCCGCAUUAUAACAGCAGUAAAUUCUGUCAUUGCCGAGAGUGGGGUGUACCGACCGUUGAAAUCUGUCCAGAGUCUCUAGUAUUUAACAUUAAAUACGCUUCGUGCCAAAAACCUAUUCCAGAUUGCCAUAAUGUUGAAAUUGAAGCGCCUACAGUUUUCAGUGAGGGUGGUGCAAUACCUCCAAUUCUGUCGGGUGCUCUUAAUGGUCCAAUAUUGAUAGCCCCCGAAUACGGGCAGACAUCAACAUCGGCUGAUUCAAUCUCCGAAGAAGAAACCACAGCUUCUGUUGAUGAAAAUGAAGUAACUACAACUAUUCCUUCAACUGAAGCUUCUGACAGUGAUUCAAUGACUCUACUGGUAAAUAACGAAGAUGAAGUUACCGAAUCUGAAGAAGAACCGACAACUGUUGCUGGAGAUGAUGCCACUAAUGAACAAAAUUAUCCUGAAGAUGAUUCUGAAGAUUUAACAACUAUUGAAUCCAAUAUUGGCGAUGCAGCUACAACUGUGUAUGAAAUUGAAGUACCGGAUUGUGAAAAUUUGGUUACUGAUGAACCAAAUUAUGAAGAUUCAACGACUUUGGAAUCAAAAAUAGAUGUUAUUAUUCCUACUGUUGCAUCAACAUGGGAAUCGAAUGAAGUUGAAACUACGGGAGCGUCAAAAUUUGAAGAUCCAACAACGCCAAAAGCUCCAUCAAACGGUCGCAAGAUAAGAAUUAUACCUUGUAACUGCACACAAACAGUAUUUGUUGAUAACAACCCACCAAUCGCAGAGAAAGUACAGGUGAAUUACUUACCAUCAAAUGUUGACGAUUGCAUCGGACAGUGUCCGGUUGAUAAUGAUGUUAAUUAUACAAAACACUUACCUCAUAAAAACUGCGAGCAAUUUUGCAAAUGCGACUGGGGUAAAGCGACUGUUAUGAGAUGUCCGCAAAAUCUACAUUUCAAAAGAGAUCUUGGAAUUUGUGACUAUCCCAUCUCCGCUAAUUGCUCUGGGAUAGGAGGAAUCACUACUCUUUAA